AUGAUCCCAACAAGCGCCCAACAAUGGACUUGGGAAAGCGAUGCGUUCCGUCCGGCGUCGUUCACCAAAGACCACAAACUACUAGAAAUGGUGGAUCAUCGAAUGGACGAUUCCACAGCUGACUUGACUGUCGACGAUUCCACAGCUUACUCCAACACGGCAGUCUUGGACUUGGUAGAAAACUAUGAACGUAAUUCCGAGGUGGUGAAAUCGAGAAAGACGUACACCCUGUCGGAUCUUUUGGAUAGUUUGCUACUUUGCGCCUUCUUUAGUGAUACCACCACCGCCACCACAAACUUGGAAGAAGACGAUUCGAAUGACGGCAAGCCAAGUCGUGAAAAGACGCUUGUAAAAGUGACAGCCACUGCAUUUCCAAGAAAAAGGAGUAGGGACAGAGACGAAUACCGAGAGUAUUUGAAUAUGGAUUUGCUACGGCGGAAAAGCUGUGCCUUUGUGGGGGAAGUAAACGAAUCACAUCAGUUCAAACAGGGAACGAUGGUGACUGCAUUGAAAAUGUACCCAAUGGACACUCGAUUCAUUUCCAUUCGGUCCGAGUCACUCAUUACACUGCCAUCAAAACUAGAUCCAGGAGAAGCAAGUGCCGUUCUUUCGACGUAUCUACCUGCCUUUGUAAUGCUUCAUCACGGAUCCAGAGACCGCCAAAACAGACAUUCAUUUUCUUCUUUAGAAGGACAGAACAUACUUCUGAUUGGUGGAGAUGUGAUAGAGCAAGAAGCACUGAUCAAGCUUGCAUUCAUGGGAGGAGCAAAUAAGGUAUCAGUGCUGCCAGUAUCGCAAGAAGGUGAUCCAACCUUGGAACGGCGUCGUUUUGGAAGGGUCAAUUUAGAUGUGUUGCCACUAGCAAAUCCCGAAGCAAUCCUGUCGCAACUAGAAGGAUCCAUGGACUUGGUUAUUGAUCUCUCUUUUCCACUGCACUUUAGCAGUAUCCAAUCGACCGUAAGGCCCACGACUGGGAGAUUGGUGGCACGAAAAAAUGAACCCAAUCGCAAUAUUUUGGCUCGGACCGUUUCCAACAUGGUCCACCAUGUGGCUCUAUUUUUGGUGACCAACGCUUAUUUGUUUGACUUUGAUUGUCUAUCGAUGAACCACAAUGGUGACGUCAAGCGAGACAUUCAGUACCUCUUUCAAUUGCUAUCGAAUCGAAGGAUACGACCCAACAUUGAUAGAUUCAUCACUCGUGACGAUGUCACAAAAGUCACUGAGGAACUUGCAAACACUCCUGCUGCAGGUGAUGUUAUUUGCGAGUUGCGAUGUACCGAUUAUUAG
Cylindrotheca closterium is the source of this 1287-nucleotide messenger RNA. The record is from the annotation of a GenBank genome assembly. Lineage: Eukaryota; Bacillariophyta; Bacillariophyceae; Bacillariales; Bacillariaceae.